Nakaseomyces glabratus is the source of this 993-nucleotide messenger RNA. It is a transcript of the gene NNR2, whose product is annotated as NADHX dehydratase. Gene Ontology annotation, biological process: metabolite repair. The record is from RefSeq and is a predicted model, not a curated record. Lineage: Eukaryota; Fungi; Ascomycota; Saccharomycetes; Saccharomycetales; Saccharomycetaceae. Gene Ontology annotation, molecular function: ATP-dependent NAD(P)H-hydrate dehydratase activity.
AUGUUAUCAAAGCUCUCGCAUAAAGAAUUGCUGAAACUAGCACAGAGGCAAUGUAUACCGCCAUUAUUGUCUACUUUUCAUAAGGGUCAAGCAGGUGGCAGGGUCUGUAUUAUUGGUGGAUGUGAAGAUUACACAGGAGCGCCUUAUUUCAGUGCCAAUGCCACUGCACUAAUGGGUUGCGACUUGACACAUGUGAUAUGUGAAUAUAAUGCAGCUACCGUGAUAAAAUCGUAUACUCCAAAUCUAAUGGUUCAUCCUUAUAUGAGAAUGAGCAAUAGUUAUUUACCUAAUGGCGACCCUGUUCAUUCUGACAUGGACAAGAUUAAGAACCUGCUACAAAGAAUGCACGUUAUUGUUAUUGGCCCCGGUUUGGGAAGAGAUAAAGAUAUGCUAAAAUCUAUUAAAGAAAUAAUCAGGUUUGAUUUAGAGCAGUUGGGAGGUCAAUUACCCAUUGUAAUUGAUGCAGAUGGCCUAUUUCUAGUGAGUGAGGAUCAUGAUACCAGAGCUCUUCUAAAAAGGUUUCCAAGGGGAAGAAUUAUAUUAACACCAAACGUCGUCGAAAUGAAGCGUAUAAGGGACUCAUUAAGUAAACAGUGCUCGAGUGAGAUCGAUAUAGUGAAUGAAUUGAAGUGCAUUUUAGUUGAGAAGGGUACAGAAGAUGCAAUUUACUCACCUGGUGAAGGUAAUGAUAUUUUGAAGAAUAAACAAGAAGGGAGUAAUAAAAGAGUAGGUGGUCAAGGAGAUACUUUGACUGGGACAAUAGCCUGUAUGCUAGCGUAUUGUAGGGCAAUCUAUGACUUUAAGGUUUAUAGGCCUGAUCAUAAUUCCGAGUAUUUAAAGGAUUGGAUAGAUUAUGCGAUGUUAAGUUGUUAUGUCGGGUGUACCAUUACUCGUGAAAGUGCCCGAUUAGCAUUCAAGCAAAGCGGCAGAGCGAUGCAAACCACGGAUGUAAAUAACCGUGUUGGUGAAGUGUAUGCUAGAUUAUUUGAUUAG